GUCAGAGUAUAACCCGGAAUAACCUAUCUUUCUCAAAGCAAUCAAUAUUCAUCGGUGUUUUCGUUUGUUUUUUGGCCAAAACCUUAUUACCCAAAAUCUAAGUAAGUACUUCAAAUUUUUUCACUCGCAGUGAUCUCUAGUCUAUUUGUAGUUCACCUGCUCUACCUCUUUCAGAAUCCUGGUCUAAUUGGGCUACACAACGCGGUUUUAUUCGCAUGAUGGACGGAAUGUUUACCCCUCCAGACUCAGUAACGGAAACUCUAAAAUGUUCCUUGUGCGACUGUUACCUUUCUGUAACACCUAUCGCCUUAAUAUCUGAUGAUGGCUCACAGUACAAGUGUGGCAGAUGCAGUGCCGUUAAAACUGUCAUCAACACCCGAGCCACAAUUUAUGAAAGUGUGGCUAAGUUGAUGGUGUUCCCAUGUAUCUAUAAAGGAUGUGAAAAAAGAUACCUUUUGUUGAUGUGAAGGACCAUGAGAAAUCUGUGAACAGCGAACCACUAUUUGCCCCAAAUCAGGCUGUACAGAUUCUAUCAAAAUCUUGAAGAUGGGGCAACAUUUCAAGGAAAAGCAUAAUGAUGCAUUCCAUACAAGCUAUUUCAACAUUAAAAACGCUUAUGCUUAUUAUAAUAUUGAUGUAUUGGAGAAGGAUGGGAAGUCAUUUAUAGGGUUUUUUGAUUUUGAUGAAGCUAAUUUUGGUCUCAGUGUACUGUCAACUGAUCCAACAGAUAACCACCUCCAAUAUGAAGUAAAAAUAAAAUCGGAUAAGUGCAACUUCACAAUAACCAUCUCAAACCAGAAUGUGAUCUCAUUCAGCGAACGUGAACAUUGUUUUAAAUGUGCCAGUGGAAAUUGCAAAGCAAAGUUCCAUCCAUACCGAGAUAACAGGAAAGACAUUUCCAGGCGGAUGACCACUAGGAUUAACAGAGAUAGCAUCAAGAAGAUGUUUGGCACAGGGUCAUUGACUUAUGCUAUCAGUGUUGACGAGAAAGUUGAAGAUAAACUGAAAGAAGAAAAGGUGAAAGACGAAAACAAAAUCGAAAUGAGGGACGCGCUGAUUCGAAAAGCGAAGAAGAUAUUCCUUCAACUUCUAGAAUGUCCUUUAUGCAAAAGCUACAUGUCACCUCCAAUUUGGCAAUGUUUAACCGGUCACACCAUAUGCAACAACUGUAAGCCCAAGCAAGAACUGUGCAGUACUUGCAAUGAGAAGAUAGAAAAUACGCGAAACUACACCUUGGAAGAGCUUUCAAAGAAGGUAGAAUUGCCUUCAGAGAAUGAAAAAAAGUUCUCAUUUAAGAGGAGUUCAGAAGAAGCUGAAGUCAAUGGAAGUCCUGCACCAAAGGUGCAUAAAAAAUAGUUCCAGUUCUUUAAGUUAGCAUAAGGAUAGUUUUGAUGAAAAAAAAUUAAGUGUUAGUUGAGGUUUGAUACAUAGUGUUGUAAAGAAGGAUGGUUAAAUUGAAUAUUAACAUUUUUGACAAUUGCUGGUACACGUACUUUAUAAAAUUUUGAAUAUCUGUGCAAGAUUCCAAGCCAAAUCUUCAGUCUCUAGCGUCGUAAUCAUGGAAUAACCAUAUAGAAUCUUACUAUUUCUGAGUGAAUGUUAUUCUUAAAAAAUCUUUUCCCUGUGUGUAUGAGAGUCAUGUCCUAUACAUUGGCGCCUGCAGGAAUGUUCUCUAGGGGUCCAUUUAAACAUCAGCAAGUGGAAGCUUUUCGUAUUUUGUGACAGUUUUUGAAUAGCAGAGAGAAUGAAAUUUUCCCUGGAGGGUGGAUCAAAUCUUAAAAAUAUUGUUCACAAAGCCAUGUUAAAUGUGUGAAUUUCAAAGAGCAACUGGAUUCUAGGGAGGCUAGAGAUGGGUGAUGAUUCUGUACGAAAAGUGUGAUUGUAAUUGUGGCAGUGAAUCUUCAGUAGUUAUAAUUCAUUAUUCGCGUGCUUGGUUUAUAAAUCAAAAAUGUUUAUUUAUUUGAUACUUCGCGGUACUAUACAGUGAAAACCAAAUUUGUCUGACGGCUUGAGUUCAACGCGUACGAGAGAGAAGCGCGAGAAGUGUAUAUCAACACAGGUUAGAAAGGCCGGCUGAAGAACGAAAGUCAACACCACGUUGCCUAGCGACGGUCACGCAGAAAGUCGUGCGAUCUGCCGUGUUGCCAAUAUGUUCCACCAGAAAAUGUAAACAUAUGCUUCUACAAUAGGUUAGGUAACUGUCUAACCCAAAAAGGAGGUCAGUUGGAACAUUUAAUUCAAUAUUAGGUUUUCAUUUAGAUUAGAAUUAUUUAUUUCAAUUUUAAUGCGUCUUGGUGUUUUAAUUUAUUUUAGAAUCAUAUUUGAUUUUCACCGAUGGUGAUAAAAUCGACAUGUCUUGAGUUUUUGUUACAUUUUACAUCAUUAAAAAAAAUGUAAAAAUUACAUCAUUCAAAUGGCCUCCGAGGCUUCGUUUACAGGACUCGAUCCGAGAGGUCCAAUUGUGUGAAUUUCUGCUGCAUAAGUCGGACUGGAUCUCACCAAUGGUUUGAAUGAUGUUGUUCUCUAGUUGGUGAAUUGUUGUUAGUUUGUUGUCAUAAACCAGCGUCUUAACGUAACCCCAGAGAAAAAAGUUUAAGGGCCUUAAGUCGCACGAACUUGGCGGCCAUUCCACAUCGAAUCUUCUGGAAGUAACGUGUACUGGACAUUUUUCUUGCAACAACUGCAAUGUAAUGGCCGAUGUUUGACACGUUGCGCCGUCUUGUGGAACCACAUGUCGUUCUGGUCCAUAUCAUCCAAUUGAGACUAUAAAAAGUCACUUAUCAUGGUCCGAUACCGGGCGUCGUUGACAGUCACCGUCUCGCCAUUCUCGUUUCGGAAGAUGUACGGUCCAAUGACGCCGCCUGACCAAAACCCACACCAAACAGUAAGAUUUUUCGGAUGCAAUCGAGACUCUUGAUACUGUUGUGGAUUACUGUCUCCCCAAAUGCGACAAUUUUGUUUAUUCACGAUGCCGUUUAACCAAAAAUGUGCCUCAUCACUGAAAAUGAUUCUUUUGACAAAAUUUUCAUCCGCUCCCAAACUAUUUCAGAGCCCAAUCAGCGAAAGUACGACGCGCUUGGUGGUCUUGGGGCGCCAGUUCGCAGAAAGGCCAAUUGCUUGUACACGACGCGAAAUCGAAAGGUUUGGGUUUUCAGCUAAACUUGACCGCGCGUUUCUGCGUCUUACAGGAACUGCCACCUGAAUCGUCAGAGCAAGAUGUUGCCAGAUUUCGGACAUAGCUAUUGAAAAACCUUUAUAAUACAAAUUAUCACUGCCUACGUUUACUCAGGUGAAAACCAUUUCGCUCAUCUAUGGUCAUGGAGGUGGAAACCUUGCCUUGGAUUGGACGAGAUGCGGUACCAAUCGAACCGAUAAUGCAAUACUGCAGAAUUUCUGUGUUGAACCGGAAUCGAUCGUAAACAGAUUGGACACAAUUAAAAAAUGUGUACGCUCAAAAUAAACUAACGCUUAUUUUCAAGAUUCAUCUUAAUUCAAGGAAUUGGUGUAACAUAUUGGUAACGCGGUAGAUUGCCAGGUCAGCGUUGCUAGGGAUGAUCUCUUUCUAACAUAUGUUUCUAUACACACUUGUCUCCCCUACAUAUUGAACUCGAGCCGUCAGACAAAUUUGGUUGGUGUAUGCUAGAAUGUAACAUUUUUUUAGUUAGUUUUACAACACUAUAUUUGUGUCUAUUCUGUGUGUACAUGUAUUUCAGUUACCUGUGCGGUCCCAGAAAUGUAGAAUUGGUUAGCAGACUGUAUAAAGCAGGUUGACUGAUAUCAUUGCGAUUAUUGAUGGGCAUUACUGCCGUACUUAGGUAGAGUGUGAAAGUCUGAGAAUAUUGAGUUGAAAAUUCUGGAAUUCUGGAUUUUUUAAAUGAAUAGUAUUAUUACGACUGAACAAAAAGAAUGAGUGAAUAGUUACAUGACUUUAUAGACAGUCAUUUAAAUGUGAUUUCGGAUCAUAAUUGUUGUUGAGGUCUAAAAUAAAUUACAUUCCGGCAUUAAUUGUAAAUCAAACAGCAUUAAGUGCUUUUAUACUUCACUGGCCUUUUUUGUGUUUUUCACAAUGCACUUGUAUUAUUUGUUCAAAGGAAUAAUGCAGAAAUGCAAUUUUAUAUUGUUUUCAUAUAAUUUAUUCAUAUUUAAAUUCUCAUAAAUAGCACAAAAGCAAACUCUUUUCAACAUCUAAUCAUUCAUCAUAAUAAUUAUAUGAUUACAUUUAAUAAUCACAUCCAACAAAGAUAAUUAUACAUAUAAAUAUAAAUAAAUAAACAUUCUAAUAUGUCAAGUUAAAUAAAGAAAUUUUCAAAAAUUAUUCUUUCAUAGUAAGUGUAAUUAUUUAUAAUGAUAAAUACUUAUUCACAUAUAAUCGAAUUAUUACAUAAAAAACUAAAUAAGUAAACAUUAUAAUAGGUUAUAAAAGAGUAAAAAGACAGUACUUGUAUCAUACAGAGAAUAAAAGCAGUAUAGUUUGAAGACUACUGCUUUUUUGCUUUGGUAAAUUGAUUUACUACUUGUAUGCUUAGGAAAUGUAGUGGCUAUGAAAUAUUUGACAAAGCAAAAUCUAACUAUUCUUGUUAAAUAACGUAAUUAACGAUACAUUUUGUAACUGUAAUCAUAAAAGGAAUGUAUUGGUGUCAAUAUUUAAAAAAGGCAAACACUAAACUUACUGCCUUUUACCUAAGUACAGCAGAUUACUUAUCGUUCUUUCGAAUUUAGUUGACAUGUAUGUGAAUUAGUUUUUUAGGUAUGCUUUUAUAUUGUCCUUACUUUCUGUAACUUUGAUCAUGCGACAAGAAAAACUGGUGGAUAUAGUAUUGUGUUUGAUUUCCCUGCGUUUGUAUCAAAUGUAUAUUUUUGACCCUAUCUCAGGGAUUUGGAACAGAAACAUACAAGCGUACUAUAAAAGCGUUGCAAUAUGACUUAACAAACGGACACAGAAGCCUGCAUGUUGAGACAUGUCCUUGAGUGCAUUUUUACAGUAUAAGUUUACGCGUGGUUCAACCUUAGACCAGUGCUGAGAAGAAAUGACGCUUGCAUUAAAGAAUGAUUGUCCUCAUCGUACGACCAUAUUCAGGUGGUACAAAGAAUCCCAAAGGGGCAAUUUCACUCUGGAGGACGCUGAGAGGGAAGGAAGGCCGCGAACGUCACUAACAGAGGAAAACGUUACCGCUGUGAGGAAAACGCUUGACGAAGACCGGAGAGUGACAUACCAACAGAUAGAGGAG
Molecule: messenger RNA, 5228 nt
Organism: Acanthoscelides obtectus
Lineage: Eukaryota; Metazoa; Arthropoda; Insecta; Coleoptera; Chrysomelidae
Source: the annotation of a GenBank genome assembly